This is a messenger RNA of Austrofundulus limnaeus, 1128 nucleotides long. It is a transcript of the gene vgll2a, whose product is annotated as vestigial-like family member 2a. Lineage: Eukaryota; Metazoa; Chordata; Actinopteri; Cyprinodontiformes; Rivulidae. The record is from RefSeq and is a predicted model, not a curated record. Gene Ontology annotation, cellular component: nucleus. Gene Ontology annotation, biological process: regulation of DNA-templated transcription.
AAACUGGCUCUGUAUUCCAAGAUGCAAGACCCCCAGGAGAGCAGCAGCCGGCUCGGCCCCUCGGGGCCCCCGGCCAUCAAAGAGGAGGAUAAGGAGCUGCCGCCGGGCGCCGAGUACCUGAGCUCCCGCUGCGUCCUGUUCACCUACUUCCAGGGCGACAUCAGCAGCGUGGUGGACGAGCACUUCAGCCGCGCCCUCAGCCAGGCCACGGCGUACCCCAGCUCCAGCCACAAGGCCGUCCGAGACGAAUCGUUCCCGAUGAGUCAGAGAAGUUUCCCUCCUUCGUUCUGGAACAGCUCCUUCCAGCCGUCGGUCUCCUCCYCCCUGGGCGGCGCUCUGUCGGCGCCCCACGCGGAGCUUUCUUUUUCCGGGGACCCGUACUCCUCGGCCUCCCUGCACAGCCACCUCCACCAGCCCAGCUCGGACGCUUGGCACCCGUCGCACCACCAUCACCACCACCACCACCACCCGUACUCGCUAGGCGGCGCCAUCGGCACGCAGAGCUCGGCGUACCCCCGCCCCGGCGUCCACGAGAUGUACGGCGCGGCGUUCGACCCGCGCUACGGCUCGCUGCUGGUGCCGUCGGUGAGGUCGCACCACCGCCUGGCGUCCGGCAGCUCGGUGCCGGGGCCCAGCUCCCUGCCCUGUGAGCUCGGGAAGGGGGAGUCGGGGACCGGGUCCUCCUGGAGCGGCGCUUUCACCGGWGCCGGAGCAGAGAUCGGACUGAAUGUUGACACAGGUACCCCUCAGAUAUUACAGAAGGAAUGCACUUUCUCCAUGUAGAGUUGUAAGUAUCUUACCUGCAGCAGGGCGUGAUCAGAAUGACUUCAGUUUGAAAGAAGGAGGAGCUUGAAGAUGAUCGUCUAUUUACACAAGAUAGAUGUUGACAUUAUGCGAUGGGAUUUUUUUAAAAUAACGGACUCCAACCAAAACUAGAGAAUUGUCUUUUUUGGUGUUUGGAGUUUUAGGUUUAUUUACUCUACACAAGUCUAACAAAAGUCUGCAGAAUCUGUUGCUGAAGAGAAAUGAUAAACAGGAUUGGUGGGCACCAGCUCACUAAAGCACAAAUCCUCUAAUUGCGGACCUAAAUAUUUCGUUUGUGCUUUAGCGGUCUUACUAAUUUUUAUA